Puccinia triticina is the source of this 381-nucleotide messenger RNA. RefSeq lists its product as uncharacterized. NCBI's taxonomy places the organism in Eukaryota, Fungi, Basidiomycota, Pucciniomycetes, Pucciniales, Pucciniaceae. Bases 1 to 381 code for a protein of 126 amino acids. The record is from RefSeq and is a predicted model, not a curated record. The transcript has 3 exons.
AUGAAAAUGUUGAUUUACUGUCCAGUGGUACUCAUGCUGCUUGCAUCAGUGCUGGGGGAACCAUGCCCAGACAAUGCGCCAGCUGCCUGCUUUUCGCCCAAAGACUACAACAACAAAGAUCUAAGUGAUAUCCCAGUGCAAUUUGCAGGGGAUGAUCACACCUGCCAAAAUAAUCUUCCCAUGAAGCCCAAAGGAGACAAGCUAGACACGAAACGCUGGCGAACGCGAUGCUGUUUGAAAACUGAGCUGCAAAAAAUCGACCCUAAAUUUGUGUUCAACUCUGAAGCGGAAUUCAAACUCCCUAGAAAGACUCUCACCUCUGACCAACCACUUGAAGACCCCCCAUACCAAAAAUCUGACCCAGCGCCACUCUGUUAUUAA